CUUUCUACUUCCCCUUCAGUUCAUAGGUUUUGAUUCCUGGGUUUUGUCUGUUUUUCACUAAUUUUAAGGGGGCUUCUAGAGAUUCCAAUGACAAAUUUUUCUAAAGGAGACGCCACGUGGAGGCUCUUUCCUGGAUCAGACUGUUUUGAUGCUUCAGCCAAUAUUUCACUUUUUUCAAGCUCUCUUCCUGUUCUCUUCCAUAAGAAGCUGAACUUGAGUGAAGUGGAACACGGUCUCAAAUCUAUUGAUGACACAUCAGUCUUGAAGAAGAUUCACCCUGAAGUAGAGGGUGAUGACUUGCUUGAAGAUUCUAUUCGCACUUCAAUCAAAUGCUUGCUUCCUGAUGAUGAAGAUGAACUUUUAUCUGGCAUAGUGGGUGGCUAUGAACUGAAUGGGCUUCCCAAUCACAGCGACGACUUGGAAGAUUAUGAUUUGUUUGGCAGUGGAGGAGGGUUGGAACUGGAACCCGAUCCUCAGGAAAGUCUAACUAUUGGUUUAUCAAAACUAAGUCUCUCUGAUAUUGCUGGAGUGCCUCAUAAUGGACUUCCUAAUGGAAAUGGGGCCAUCAGUGGGGAGCAUCCCCUCGGGGAACAUCCUUCAAGAACGCUAUUUGUUCGUAAUAUCAACAGUAAUGUCGAGGAUUCCGAAUUGAGAACUCUCUUUGAGCAAUAUGGUGAUAUCAGAACUAUGUACACUGCUUGUAAACAUAGGGGUUUCGUGAUGAUAUCUUAUUAUGAUAUCCGUGCUGCUCGAACAGCAAUGCGGACUUUACAGAAUAAGCCUCUGCGGAGAAGAAAACUCGAUAUUCAUUUCUCAAUCCCUAAGGAUAACCCUUCAGAGAAAGAUGUUAACCAAGGAACCCUAGUGGUUUUCAAUUUGGACCCAUCAGUUUCAAAUGAUCACCUCCAUCAAAUCUUUGGGUCUUAUGGUGAGAUCAAAGAGAUAAGGGAGACACCACACAAGCGGCACCACAAGUUCAUUGAGUACUAUGAUGUUAGGGCUGCCGAAGCGGCUCUUAGAUCCUUAAAUAGGAGUGACAUAGCGGGGAAGCGGAUCAAACUCGAACCUAGCCGCCCCGGGGGAGCACGCCGAAAUUUUCUGUUAAAUCAAGACCCCGAACACGAAGAAUCUCGGAGUUUACCUCUUCAUUUAGGAUCUUCAUUCGGUACAUCUCCAUCAGGUAACUGGCAACACUUUGGCAGCCCUGGGGAUCAUCAUGAUCAUAUGCAAAGUCCUAGCAAUCCUAAUGGUUUUAGACCCUUGAAUUCUACAUCUGGAAAUAACUUGCCCGGAUUAGCUUCCAUUUUGUCUCCUCAAACAUUGAACUCUGGUAGGAUUGCACCUAUUGGUAAGUGUGAAAGAACCAGUUCUUCCAUCCAACAACAACCUCAUUCUUUUCCAGAGCCAAAACCGAAUUGGUAUUCCGGACCGAUCUCUUCAUACGGUGCUUCUAGUUCAAAUGGUUCGGGUAUCGAAACGCUCUCCGGGACCCAAUUUCUUUGGGGAAGUCCGAAGGUCUAUCCGGACCAAAGUAACAAUAGUUCUACUUGGCAUCCUUUCGCAUCGAACGGCCGCGGGUUUGCGUUUCCCGCACAACACCGCCUCCGGGACCUUCAUAAUGUGGGGUCCGCUCCAUCGGGUCUUCCUUUCGAGAGACACUUGGGUUUCUUCCCGGAGUCGUUACCGGAAGCCUCUUACUUGGGUCCCGCUUUCCGAGGCACUAACACUGGAUCCUACGAGAGGAGUCAUAUGAUGAAUGCGAAUAUGCCGGCCGAUAGUGGGCCCCCCGGAUUCAACAUGUUGACUUCUCAAAGGUUGAGCUCCGUGUUCUUGGGAAACGGUCAUGUACCAGGACCCACAGCUGCUGUGUUUGAAGGUUUAGCUGAACAUGCGCAUGCCAGGCGGGUAGAGGUUUAUGGGAACCAGGUUGAUAAUAGAAAGUUUCAGCUUGACUUGGACAAGAUUAGAAAUGGGGAUGAUACUCGGACAACGUUAAUGAUAAAGAACAUCCCAAACAAGUACACGUCGAAGAUGCUGUUGGCUACCAUCGACGAACGUCAUAGGGGAACCUAUGACUUCCUGUAUUUGCCCAUUGAUUUUAAGAAUAAGUGCAACGUGGGCUAUGCAUUUAUUAAUAUGUUGUCUCCCUUGCUCAUCAUACCAUUUUAUGAGGCAUUUAAUGGGAAAAAGUGGGAGAAGUUCAAUAGUGAGAAAAUGGCUUCUUUGGCAUAUGCUCGAAUCCAGGGAAAGAGUGCCCUCGUCUCUCACUUUCAGAACUCAAGCCUGAUGAAUGAAGAUAAGCGGUGCAGGCCAAUAGUAUUCCAUUCAGAAAGUCCAGAUUCUAGUUGUCAGGCAUGAAUUACUCUACCCCUUGUCCCUCAAAGAGACCCGAGAGAGUUUUUGUUCGCCCACAUAUUCCUUUUCCUUUAAAACUCAAAGACUAUUUUACCCUUACUUCUGCACUAUUUUCAUGUUUUACAUCUCCCUCUGACUUACCACACCACCAAGGGCAAAAAAAGGAAAGUCAAAUAUUUUUUCAUCUUACGCUAAAAAGUGUGCCAGUCAAAACGAGAAGAAUAUGUGGGACCCAGGGAGUACUAAAAUCAGUUAGCAUGGCUAACGAGAGACCUCGUUGUGCAGAUUGUCCAGGAACUUCUACUAUCCAGUGGUCUGAACAUCCAAACACAUCAAUCAAAUGUGUUGGAGUCAUUUUCAAGCACCCCACCAGAGUGAUUUUCAGCAGCCCGAAAGCAUUUCGUUGUGUCAAUCCAAGCAAAGUGGAUGCUGUUUGGUUACCCGUAGUACGUUUUCGCUCUUUUUUUUGUGAAAAAAAGCUCUAACGACAGGUUCUUGUUUAGCAGUUUUUUGUAUAAUAGUAAUGGCUGGUUUGACAAUCAUCCUUUUGGCUCCUGCAAACCGGCAAAGAAGUGGCGCUAACUUAUCUACGUUUUGG
Molecule: messenger RNA, 2953 nt
Organism: Cuscuta campestris
Lineage: Eukaryota; Viridiplantae; Streptophyta; Magnoliopsida; Solanales; Convolvulaceae
Source: the annotation of a GenBank genome assembly